AUGCUGUGUAAAGUCCUCUUGCUCCUUUACCUCCUGACACUCGCAACACAUGUCUCUCCUGUCGAAGUGAGGGCGAGCCCCAACUCCACCGCCCUCCUCCCCUGCGCCACCUCCCUCCCUCCCUUUACCGACGAGGAUGAAAUAAUCCGCUCCCUCAUCCAAGUGAGCUGGCUGGCCAACGGCUCUGACAUCGCCUCCUUUGGAAACACAACGGGGCACAUUAGAGACAGCUUCAGCUGGGACACGAGUCAGUUUGUCAACGGGAACUUCUCACUUACUGUCUCGAGGACCGGUCUGGAUCUGCAAGGGCCGUACAACUGCACGGUCAGCUACAACUCCACCGUGCUGCUCUCAGAGACCAUCACUCUGAGGAUCCUGGCUUCUCCCACACUCUUGGUCCCUCCCCAUUGGGUGGUGCUGGGGAAGGAGAGUAGACUGGAGUGUCAGGCGGAUGGGUUUUACCCACCGCCUGUGUCCUUCUCUUGGACCCGAGCAGGAAGUGUGAUCCAAGCGCCCCUUUCUGAUGAUGGUGAACAGAGUCCAGAUGGGUUGUUCCGGGCCGUGUCCAACCUGACCUUUCACCCCUCCCAGGAUGACCAGAACAUGACCUAUGGCUGUGAGGUCACCCACGAUGGCAUCAAUCAAGUUGUGGACUUCCAGCUCAACAUUACCUAUCUCCCCUCUGUCAGGCUGUCUGCCGUGCCCUCCACCUCCCGCAGUGCUCCCCUCACUCUCUACUGUGACCUGGUGCGGUUUUAUCCGGACCAGGUCACAGUGUCCUGGAUCGUGAAUGGAACUGUUCUCCCUCAGCGCCCUGCCAGCGAGGAGGACCCGGAUGGGACCUACACAACCAGACGCUACUUCACUCUGAGCCCGGAGCUAAGGGAGAAGGCCAAAGAGGUGGAGUGUCUGGUCGACCAACCUGGAGUCACAGAACCGGUCCGUGGAUCAGCUCUCCUGGAGGAUCUGGACCCCCCAGAUAAGGACCCAGUUCUGACCAAGUCAGCCAAAGCAUCAGUGGCUCUGAUGUGCAUUUCUCUGGUUCUCGUCUUCCUGCUCUGCUUCGGCUUUUCCUGGAAGAGAAGAGAUGAGAAGCAGAAGUCUCUGAAUGUAUCAGGGAUAAUCCUUCCACCCCGGGUGGUGGUGGGGCAGAAGGGCAGGGUGACAGUGAGCAUUGAGGGCAGAAGGGUAGAUCGUGUCCAGACCACCUGGUUCCUAAACAACACACCCAUCUCUGAUACCUCACUGGCAGUGUCUGAGAAAGGCCCUCUGCUGCAUCCCAGAGGCGAGGCGGGAUAUUACAAGCUGCACACCCAAGGGCCACUGCACUCGGCAGGGGGCGGCAGCACCCAACAGCUCGUCUCCUCUUUCACCUUCAUCCCUCAGAUCUCAGUCCACAAGGGGGCGGUGUUCAAGUGUCAAGUGUCCUACAUAGGCAAAGAUAAGGUGGUGGUGGAGAAGGUUUCAGAAAAGUUUACCAUAUUAGCCUCCCCGGAGGUGUCAGAGAUCCAGCUGGCAGAGACAACAAAUGACUCAGUCCAUGGUGGGCGGACCAUUGACACGUGCUAUUCUCAGAGGAUCACAUGCAUUAAUGGCCAUGGCCAUUACAGCAGAUCACUGGUUUUGAUUGUUAUGAGCUGUCCCAGUUUAGAUGGUUUGUACGGUGUCUGUUUAAAAGGUUGGGGUAAACUGCUGUUAGCUGAGACUGAUAUUAUCGCCAUGACUGUCAAGGCAUCGCGGUUCCACCCGGAUGUCAUCACCUUCCGCUGGUUCUGUCAAGGCGGGGAGCUGACCCCCGUGGCCUCCCAGGCCCUGUCCUCCCCUCGACCCGAUGCUGAGGGCUUCUUCUCAGCCUCCAGCCAGUGCAAAUUACCCCGCGGUGAGCUGGAGAAGGGCGGGACCAAGGUGUGGGUCACUGUCCAUCACAUCGCCCUCAAACAGCCCAUCACCCGCGAGACCAGAGGUUUCAUCAGGCCGCCGUGUGUUUCAGAGAUCGCUAGCUCCAAUUCCUCCACAAACCAUCCUUUGACCCUGGGCUGUGACAUCACAGGGUUCUACCCCCCCGACAUCUUGGUCACAUGGCUGAGGCUGAGAGAGGGAGAGCAGGAUGAUGGAGAGGAUGAGGUCAUAGAGGGGGGAGAGUUGUGGGGUCCCAUGCAGACCCAUGCCAAAAAGUACCGGGCCACCGCCACCCUCCAGAGAGAAGGAGUGAAGGAGGAGAGGAAGCAGAGAGGAGGAGGGGUCGUCUGCAGGGUCGAGCACUGUUCGCUCAGUGAGCCGGUCGAGAGGCGCUGGAGAGACGUUCACAUCGCUGCUCCCUCCAUCCCUCCGUCCAUCUCAGUCUGUUGGAGUAGCGAGGGCGUCGGCGUGUUCUCCCUCCAGCUGAGUGGAGGUUGCCCAGGUGUUAAACUAUUGUGGGCCGCUGGAGGUUCCACCCUCUCUCCGCUGGAAUCCAUUGAGACAGAGGAGAUGGGCGAUGAUGGACAGAAGCUUCUGAAGAGCUUGUGUGCACUGGAGAUGACAACUCACCGGCUAAGCCAAACAGACAGACAGCCAGAGAGACAGAUGAAUGGACAUGCACUGGAAACCAGUGUAGCUGUCACUGACCCUGACGCUGAGGGGAUUGAAUACAUCGACGAUAUGCUGGAUGGAGAGAACAACAACACGGAGAGGAUGAAGAUGGAGGUGAAGAAAGAGGGGGAGAAGGAGCACUCAGAUGCUCUGCACAUAAACAGAGUGUACCUGAGGAAGAGCAGCAGAGGAGAGGAGAGGGAGAGACUGAGGGUGGAUGUGGAGAUCACUCACCCUGCCCUGACACUUCCUGUUUACAGGACAUGGACAGAGCCCGUCGAGGAGGCCUCAUCCUCUCUGUGACUGACAUGGUGUCCCCACCAGAUCCUGUUUUUUUCAUAGUUCCUCAGAAGAGUUACAAGGUUGUUCUACGAUGUUCUUAGGAUCUCUUUAAAGUUUUUAAUUUCCCUUCAUCAAAUAUGUCAACAAAUAUGGUUUUGCUUUUGCCUUUUUUGUUUAUUUAUUACACCAUGUUCUUAAUGCUUCACCUGUGUUUUUUUCCUGUAGCUCAAUGAUUCUUUUUCAUAAGUUUAUUCAAAUGUUUUCUACAGAUGACUGUAAUAGCAUAUUAAUCUACUUUGGCAGAUUUGUUAAAAUCUGCAUCUUGAUUAUAAAAUGUUGACCCCCCCCCCCCCCAAAAAAAGAUUUUCCUCUGUCUUGUAAUGUUUGACUUGGUGCUGAUAUGUUGGGCUCCUUGGGUGUGUUGUGAUUUAGAUGUCGCUCUAUUUACAUUUGCCACUAGAGGUCACUGCAGCCUGUGAGCAGUAUGUGUUACAGUGAAGUACCUCCUGGGUAGGAGUCCGUGGCAUGUUUUGCGAUAAGCUAAGUCACAGCAGCUAGGGUACAAUGUGCUAGUCUUUUCAUGUAUGACUACGAAUCUUAAUAAACGGUCAAGUUCAACAGCAUGAGUCAGUGGACUUCAUGACAUGGUGUCAGAAGUGAGUCUUCUGGUUGAAUGUGGGAAGAAGAAAUGAGUUUGGAGCAGCGAAAUGGCUAAGUUUCAUGUGCCGGAAUAAUUUGACUUCACCCAGGCAUGGCAUGGCAGACCUAGAGACAGCAGUCUAUCUCGCUAUUGGAUCCCAACGAAACUCAAGAAGGUGACGUUCAAGUUAACAUUUUGUUGUAUGCUGUGGGCAAAGAAGUAGAGCCAAUAUUUAGUGCCUUUACAUUGACUAUUAAUGAGGCAGUAGUUAAGAAGCUUGAUGAACAUUUUGUGUCCAUGCACAAUACUCUA
Messenger RNA from Lampris incognitus (smalleye Pacific opah), 3805 nucleotides. RefSeq lists its product as uncharacterized. The transcript has 15 exons. Lineage: Eukaryota; Metazoa; Chordata; Actinopteri; Lampriformes; Lampridae. The record is from RefSeq and is a predicted model, not a curated record. Bases 1 to 2874 code for a protein of 957 amino acids.